CAGCUAUUUCGUUACUCAGGUGUAGUUCUACAAAUGAAAUAAUACCACGCAACAUUACGAGCUCUGUCCCAAUGGUAGAAAAACAACAAAUCCUACUAUAAACAGUUAACAAAACUAGAACUGUGACAAUCUUUACGAUAAGGUAUUUUUAAUGGAAACGGUCCACAAGGAUUUCUCAGGACUUUUCUAAAAAAAAUGGAAACAAGCCACUGUGUUUUCUUUUUCGCUUAUGACUAAAGUUUUCAAAGCUUUGUGGACGAUUCACCCUCACUGAGUUCGAUUGGAGGCAUCACGACCCUCAAACCUGAACAAGAAUAUCAGCAUGAUUAUAAACCACCAGAGCUGCUGUUGGACGGUGUGUGGACCCCAGUGGCGAAGCUGGGAGUGUCAGCAGGCGCUGACUGGUUUCCCCUCCUCUCCAAACCAUCCCAUUCAUUAAAGGAAGUUCACAGCCUGGGGACAUACUCACUGAGGGAGCCAGCUGCUUCGCCAACCGCCUCGUCCUCCAUGAAAGCCCUCCACAGAGAACAACCGGACGAACACAACUGAAACCUUCAAUGGAGAACAGCCCCAACCGUGAGGCAGAGGACAGCUCGUACCUGUGUUUUCAGAGAACUCCUUCUCUCAGACGCAAAUGGAGGAAACGUUACGGCGGUCUGGACGGCAACAAGCUGCUGGAGCCCCAUAAAGACCCAGACAUGAAAGCGGAGGACGGAGGGAUGACAGACGAGAGCCAGCGGAGGAGCCCUGAGAACCAGAAACCAGAGACCAGAGACCUGAGAGGGGCCUGUCAGAGUGAAGGAAUCACUUUCAUACAGCACUUGUGUACAAGCAGCUCCCCGCUCAGCACCCAGGAGCCUGAUCCAGAACCAGGUCCAGACUCCGGUCAAGAGUCCAGUCCAGAAGCCCAUCAGCCUAGUCAGUCCUGGACCAGCAGUGGUCCCAGUGUUGGUCAGCAAUGGCUGCCUGAAGCCCCCUCUCCCUCAGGCGGUGGUCCAGCCGGAGGACCGAGGUUACCCCCCCUCCCAGGCCUGGUUCUACCCCCAGCAGAGUCCGUCCAAACGCAGAGCCUGGCGGGGAGGCUGUGUGCAGAGGAAGAGGAGAAGUACGACUCGGUGCUGAACGUCGUCUGGAGACUCUGCAACAAAGAGCACGUCAACUUAAACUGCACCAGUUAUCAGAGCCGGAGGAAGGCCACCGUCAGACUCCACGCUCUGUCCCUCUACCUGCAGGAGAAAAAGUGUUUUCCAGAGAAGGUGGACGUUAACGCUGCUUUGGAUCUAAUGCUGCAGUGCUCCUCAACAGAGGUCACCUGUGAGUCGGGAGCUGCCAUGGCCGCCUCCUUAGCCAACGGGGGGCUCUGUCCGCUGUCGGGCGACCAGGUGUUGUCGCCGGCGGCCACCCGGAGUAUGCUGUCUGUGAUGCAGGUGGCGGGGAUGAAGGACUACUCCACAGCUUUCCACUACAAGACGUCCGUACCGGCGGUGUCCAGCAGCCACGGCUCCCUGCUGGCUGUGGUUCCCGGGGUUUUGGGUCUGAUGGCGUUUUCUCCUGAGUUGGACGCCUGUGGAAACCCCUGGAGGGCCGUGCACUUCUGCCAGGAGCUGAUUUCAACGUUUCAGCUGCACAGUUUUGACAUCGGGACUCCGUUCAGGCAGAUUCUGGCCUACAGACAGUGGAAGGCAGAAUCUGAGGGAUACCAGAUCAUGAACGUCCUGCUGGCAGCUUUCAAAGGAGACGUCCAGUCCCUGAGGAGGUACUUCCUGUCUGGGGUGGACGUUAACGCCGUCGACUACGACGGCCGGUCGGCUCUGCACGUGGCGGCCGCCGAAGGGCACACAGAGGUCAUCUGCUUCCUGCUGGAGAAGGCCGGAGCGAACCCCGCCCUCAGGGACAGAUUCUCGCCCGACGAGUCCAUGCGACCGGUCCGACCGUCUGACUUUUUACCUGAACACGAGGUUGAGCCGUGUCAAAGGCUGAUGGGAGAAAUCUGGCACCGGUGCUGGUGUUGGUGUGUCAGGUGGGGGAGCUGUCCUCUGCAGGAGGCCCGGAGGCACAACGAGGACUCUGCGGUUCAGCUGCUGCUGGGGGCCAUCCGACCAAAUCCGCCCACAAACCUGACCUGGGACCUGGGAAGAAGCUGCUUUACAGAGGGGUCUCUGGGUAACUGAAUAAAACCAGAAACCUCCUCAGGUCUGGAGCACGGACAGACGUGAAAAAGAAGCGUCCUGAGUUUAGAUAAUGAUUCAAAUAAUCAUCUGGUUCAAAAAAAGUUUUGGCUCUUCUUGAUGACUGCAAAUUUAACAUUUUAGGGCUUUGGAAGUUUGUUGGACAAAAUAAGACAUUAGAAGACGUCACCUUGGACUCCAGGAUGUUGUGACGGCUGCUUUUCACCAUUUUCUGAUGUUUUAUUGAGCAAAUGAUUCACAGAUUAACCGUAAAAAAAAAAAAAAAAAUCAGCAGAUGAACUGAUAAUAAAAUCUGAUCAGAUAAAUAAACCAGCAAGCCUGCUUUUCAGAACAAGCUUCUUUGGUGAAUAAAACUCUAUGUUCCGGAUUUUUGGAGGCAAACUUUAAAAAAAAGAAUUACAAACGACACUUUAUCAGCGACGAACUGACGCAAAGAGUUAAUAACUGACGAGUUUCACUUUUGUCUCCGGUCUGAAAGCAGCUCGGUCUGACAGAAACCCACAUUUAGUCCACUUGCUGAUCCCAGUGGGCCAAACGCAUUGAGUGAAUAAUUAAUAUUCUGUCCACAUUCGCUUCCUUUCUCUGGAGGAGAAGCUGCGGAAUCUGCCGCGGUGGCUUUGAGAAAAGAAACUUUGUGACUCUCACACUGGUGAACUUCCUGGGAUGUUGGUUGAAAAUAAGUUGUCUGCCUCCAGGAAGAGCAGUCACCCCGAUGACAGCGGCUCCCGUUGGGGUUUUCACAUCGGGAGGUGCCUCCAGAGCAACGGUGGGAUCAUCUGUCAGGGUUUCACAUUUUGUGUCGGCAGUAAAACGGAAACACGCUGAAGCAGAAGGGGACAGUCUGAGCAGAAAGCAUCACUGAUAUUCCUCUUUCACUUAAAUUAUCAUGUAGAGUUUUGCAGCAGUUUUGUCUGAACGAAGGAAAUACUCAUCACAAAGUCUAAAAUGAGUGAUUCAUUAUGUUCAUCCCCGGUUCAAAAACUCUGAAUGUGAUACUGAGACUAGAUGAAGUACUAGAUGAAGUACUUCCACUAGAUGAAGUGCUUCAUGUAGUUCCACUAUCACAGUAAAAGUACUUCCUGUAGUUCCCGUAUCACAGUAACAGUACUUCCCGUAGUAACGGUAUCACAAUAAAA
Molecule: messenger RNA, 3325 nt
Organism: Xiphias gladius (swordfish)
Lineage: Eukaryota; Metazoa; Chordata; Actinopteri; Istiophoriformes; Xiphiidae
Gene: glsl
Product: glutaminase like
Exons: 18
Coding region: 558-2171 (537 amino acids)
Biological process (GO): L-glutamine catabolic process
Molecular function (GO): glutaminase activity; protein binding
Source: RefSeq, a predicted model, not a curated record